GGCUGGAGACGCUGUUAGUGUCGUUACUGUUGGGACCCCAGGAGUCGGCUCUCCUGGCCAGAGGGACACUGCCUUGUGGCAGUUCCCCAGCCUGCUCCCCAGCGGGAAGAAAUGCCCCCUAGGGCCUAGAGGCCUUGCCCAGACCCUGGGUCGUCCAGCUCAGGCCUCUCCCAGUGCCCACGAGUGUGUGUGUGUGUGUGUGUGUGUGUGUGGGGUGGGGGUGCAAAUUUUUAACUAGACACGUUAAUCAUUAAGGAGCGCUAGAGAGGAGUCCAAACAGCCUCACUCCGGGGACACAGACCAGCUGGGCCACAGGCCUCCCGCGGAGAUGCUGGGCCCCCAAGUCUGGGCCUCUGUGAGGCAGGGGCUGAGCAGGGGCUGGUGCAGGAAUGUCCGGGGCUGGGCCUCAGGGCCAGGGAGGAAGGUAGACAUUGCAGGCAUCUACCCCCCUGUGACCACCCCCUUCACUGCCACGGCCGAGGUGGACUAUGGGAAACUGGAGGAGAAUCUGCACAAACUGGGCACCUUCCCCUUCCGAGGCUUCGUGGUCCAGGGCUCCAGCGGCGAGUUCCCGUUCCUGACCAGCAGCGAGCGCCUGGAGGUGGUGAGCCGCGUGCGCCAGGUCAUGCCCAAGAACAAGCUCCUGCUGGCCGGCUCCGGCUGCGAGUCCACUCAAGCCACGGUGGAGAUGACCGUCAGCAUGGCCCAGGUGGGGGCUGACGCCGCCAUGGUGGUGACCCCUUGCUACUACCGGGGCCGCAUGAGCAGUGCCGCCCUCAUUCAGCACUACACCAAGGUGGCUGACCUCUCUCCAAUCCCCGUGGUGCUGUACAGCGUCCCGGCCAACACAGGACUGGACUUGCCCGUGGAUGCGGUGGUCACGCUGUCCCAGCACCCGAAUAUCGUGGGCAUGAAGGACAGCGGUGGCGAUGUGACCAGGAUCGGACUGAUUGUUCACAAGACCAGAAGGCAGGAUUUCCAGGUGCUGGCUGGGUCAGCUGGCUUCCUGCUGGCCAGCUAUGCCUUAGGAGCGGCGGGGGGCGUGUGUGCCCUGGCCAACGUCCUGGGGGCGCAGCUGUGCCAGCUGGAGCGGCUCUGCCUCACAGGGCAGUGGGAAGACGCCCAGAAACUGCAGCUUCGCCUCAUCGAGCCAAACGCCGCGGUGACCCGGCGCUUCGGGAUCCCAGGGCUGAAGAAAACCAUGGACUGGUUUGGCUACUAUGGAGGUCCCUGCCGCGCCCCCUUGCAGGAGCUGAGCCCCGCCGAGGAAGAGGCGCUGCGCGUGGACUUCACCAACAACGGCUGGCUCUGAGGGCGAGCAGCAUGCCUGGCCUGAGCCCGCCUCAGCCUGCGCCCUCACACCUGCAGCCUGAAGAGCCUGGGGGGUCAGAGUUAGAGGCGCCCCCUCCUGUCGCCCUCCAGGGCGCCUUUCACUGGGCACGUCCCGCACACCUAUUCUCAGCCCUGAGUCUAGCACCAUGUGGCUGGAAACCAGGGCUGCUCCAAGGAACCCUGGUUCUGACUCCUCCCCAGGAAGCCGGAGGUUAGGAAACGGGGCCAGGAAUAUGCUGGUCUGUGAAAGCCCCCAGGCUGCAUUCCGGCCAGGGUUGCCUUUCUUAAACCACAUCUUACUAGUUCACUCAUCUCGGUCUUGGCCCUAGCCUCAAGUCCAGUCCUUGGGGACAGCCUAGUGACUGUCAGUGGGUCACUAAUGACACCUAGUGGGUGAACGUUACACUCUAGAAGAUUGGGCUGGCCAGCCAGGUCUGAAACACAAGGGCAGGGACUUGGCCAGCACAGGGCCAUUUCCUGGCCUACAGGAGCUCAGCUUUCAUUCAAAGAAAUCACUCUGGAGCUGGCCCAUGGCACAGCAGUUAGGCUUUGAGCAGAGGAAGCCAGAUCCCCCAUGAUAGACUGGGGUUCAAAUCCUCACCCCUUUGGCUUCACUCUGAGCUUGCGCAUGCCCAGAAUCCUGACAGGAUGAACUGGAGAACUGCAGCGUAACCAGGCCCCACUAGGGGGCGCUUCCUCCCCCCUCUCUGCAAUAGGUGCUAUCAUAGUAAAAACAAAUAAAACUUUAAAAAAUCA
This is a messenger RNA of Tupaia belangeri chinensis (Chinese tree shrew), 2088 nucleotides long. RefSeq names its product 4-hydroxy-2-oxoglutarate aldolase 1 (gene HOGA1). Gene Ontology annotation, biological process: glyoxylate catabolic process. The transcript has 7 exons. Gene Ontology annotation, cellular component: mitochondrion. Lineage: Eukaryota; Metazoa; Chordata; Mammalia; Scandentia; Tupaiidae. The coding region runs from base 329 to 1312 and encodes 327 amino acids. The record is from RefSeq and is a predicted model, not a curated record. Gene Ontology annotation, molecular function: (R,S)-4-hydroxy-2-oxoglutarate aldolase activity; 4-hydroxy-tetrahydrodipicolinate synthase activity.